Messenger RNA from Necator americanus (New World hookworm), 393 nucleotides. RefSeq lists its product as uncharacterized. The transcript is spliced from 3 exons. The coding region runs from base 1 to 393 and encodes 130 amino acids. The record is from RefSeq and is a predicted model, not a curated record. NCBI's taxonomy places the organism in Eukaryota, Metazoa, Nematoda, Chromadorea, Rhabditida, Ancylostomatidae.
AUGUAUCCCGCUACCUCACUACUCGAACCGUUAGAACAAACGGACUGGCGCCCGAUUGGUCCAACGAUUCGAGUACUGAGGUACACCGUGACUGCUCAACUCUACUCUUUCCAACUACAGAAAUUGGCAGAUGCAAUUUGCCUGGAGCAUGUGAAAGUUUGCAAUGUUGCUCUAUUUCAUGACAAUGCUCUACCUCACGGGGGAAAACUUACCCGCCAGAAAAGUGCCAGCUUCAGCCACUUCCAUCACGACAUUCAUGGACAUCUGCAAACUCGUCCUUUUGUAACUGCUGCCAAGCCAUCUCCUCAUUCACUGGAUGCGUGUGUUUUACCAGGACUCGGAACUCUUCGGGGAACCUUAGAAGGCGCCGGUGUGAAAAACAUGAUGAUUUGA